Molecule: messenger RNA, 1839 nt
Organism: Macrosteles quadrilineatus (aster leafhopper)
Lineage: Eukaryota; Metazoa; Arthropoda; Insecta; Hemiptera; Cicadellidae
Product: prolyl 4-hydroxylase subunit alpha-2-like
Exons: 10
Coding region: 171-1724 (517 amino acids)
Cellular component (GO): endoplasmic reticulum
Molecular function (GO): L-ascorbic acid binding; procollagen-proline 4-dioxygenase activity; iron ion binding
Source: RefSeq, a predicted model, not a curated record
AUCUAAUGAUAUGACGGUUUUAUCUUCAAAUAUCGAUAACAGUUAAAUUUGUUUGUGAUUUAUCUAAAUGUACACUACAUUUAUUUGACCAAUAUACUUUUUUAUUGUGUAGCAUUUAGGGAAGAUAAUCUAAGAGACAUUAGGUAUUUUAAUCGUAGCAAAGUGGGGAAAUGAUCAAUUUAGAUUUAUUUGUGCGUAGAAUUCUAGUUGGAAUUUUCGUAUUGUGUACAACUGCACAGGCCCAAAGACAUUUUCUAUCUAUAGAAGACCUUGAAGAAUUUUACGACCUGGAAGAAAAACUUGUGAAAACAUUUACCACCUAUUUAGAAGAACAAAAACAGAUUCUGCAAGCUGUUAGCCAACAUUAUGAAGAACAGCAGAAGCACCAGCCCAAGAUCAACAAUCCAGAUGAAUACCUGGGCAACCCUCUCAAUGUUCAUGCCUUGCUCAAGAGAUUGGUGAAUGACUGGCCCCUCACACUGGUGAUGGUUGGUGGCGCUAUUGCAGAUGAAGAAGAUGAACUGAUUGAUCUUCCCAACAUUGACGACUAUUACGCAGCUGUGCAUAGUAUUGCUCGUCUUCAGCAGGUUUACGGUUAUUCUAUUGAGGCAUUAGUAUAUGGGUCACCUUUUCAUGGCACUGACAAUACAUCUCUGCUGACAGUUGAUGACUGUUUGGCAGUGGGUAAAGACUUGUUCAAGAAUCAUCACUAUCAUUUGGCCGUAGACUGGUUCAAGGAAGCGUUGGCUCAAGCAGCCAAUAAGACCAAGGAGAAGAACGUGUUAGCAACCAAAGAGAGUGAUUAUGAAACUUUUGUACCUGAAAUGGGACAGAUUUAUGAGUAUACAGCUCUGGCUAUUUGUUUUACAGGAGAUGAAAAACUGGCAAGAAAGUAUUUUAAAAAGUUGUACCACGAGUUUCCAGAAUUCCGCCCAACCCAGGAGCUGAUUAAAGAUCAUCUUCUGGCAAUCAAUGAUACUUGUAAGAAACUGACUGAUAACGAAUCAUUAAAGCCAAUUGAUCAUAGAUUACAGCUGGCAUGGGAAGAGGAUGCACAGCUAUCAAGCAACUAUUCAAAACUGUGUCGAGCCAAGAGCUCUCCAUCCAAAACUCUGAGGUGCCACUUGGGUGGUCAAGAAGAUCCGCGUUGGCUCUUGAGACCUUUCAAGAUAGAGUAUCUUCACCUGAAACCAGACGUUUACUUGACAUAUGAUGUCAUUCAUCAAACUGAGAGUGAAUUUCUCAUGCGAGAAAUGAUUGACGACAGUAAGAAAUCUGGGUACACAAACCUGAUUGGACGAGUGCAGCAGUACUGGGGACCUCUCCCAGCGAAUUCCUCAGUCAGUGAAUCUCUUCUUCUCAGAGCAAACUGGAUCGCUGCAGCUAACAUGCACAACACACUAGAACAAACGUAUCUGUCUGCAUUCCCUCCUGGUGGUGAACUUUUGAUUGAUCGGGACAUUUAUUUGACUGAGACUGAGGAUGAACCAGAAGAUAUUUCCAGACACGGAUCCACUAUGUUUUUUCUACAACAGCCCCAGGCGGGGGGUUUGAUGGCGUUUCCCUACCUGGGACUGGCCGUAGCCCCAGUGGCGGGGGCAGCUCUCACUUACCUAAAUGUAGACGAAGAGGAAAACAUAUACGAAAAUAUGGUUUGGGGUUCUUGUCCUGUCAUACAAGGACGUAAGACUACUCUAAACAUGUGGUUUCAACGUUUUCGCUGAGGAAAAUUUUUUAAAGUAAAAUUAUGUUUCAACAAUAGUUUUGGGAAAAAAGGCUAUUUCAUGGUAAAAAUAGUUUAAUGUGUUUUUUUAAAUCAACAAAAAAUACAGCCCAAAG